This is a messenger RNA of Coffea arabica (coffee), 3442 nucleotides long. Its product is annotated as phosphatidylinositol-3-phosphatase SAC1-like. Gene Ontology annotation, biological process: phosphatidylinositol dephosphorylation. Lineage: Eukaryota; Viridiplantae; Streptophyta; Magnoliopsida; Gentianales; Rubiaceae. Gene Ontology annotation, cellular component: intracellular membrane-bounded organelle. Gene Ontology annotation, molecular function: phosphatidylinositol-3,5-bisphosphate 5-phosphatase activity. The record is from RefSeq and is a predicted model, not a curated record.
ACCCCGUUUGUCCAAAUUUCCCCUCUUUCAUUUCAUCCCAAUUCCCACCAAAAAUAAAUAAAAAUAAAAGCCCCACUCAAAAUUAAUUUCCUCACUCCACCACUCCCUCCAACAAAUGUCUUAAAUUUUUUUGUAUCAUAUAAUAUGCACAGUCGAUUAAGUACGAUUUGUUUAGCAUUGAAAAAGAAUUUGCAUUCUUUUCUCUAUUAGAGAAAUCAGAAUUUGGGGAAGAUUUUUUGGAGUUUUUAUUUUUGGUGGCUGAAUUGGUGGUAUCAUCAAUGGCGAAGUCUGAGAAUUCCAAAAACCCGGGCCAAAAUCCCCCGAAAAUUCAUCCGAUCACCGCUAAUAACGACCUUGAAAUCGACCCCUCCAGUUCUUACUCACUCGAGAAGUUUCGCCUCUAUGAAACCCGAGCUAGGUUUUAUUUGAUUGGAAGUGAUAAGAACAAGAGGUUUUUCCGGGUUCUGAAGAUCGACAGAAUGGAGCCCUCUGAUCUCAAUAUCAGCGAAGACCCUGUUGUGUACACAUCGCAGGAAGUUAAAAACUUGCUGCAGCGGAUAGCUGAGGGCAACCGAGCAACUGGCGGAUUGACUUUUGUGGCCAAAGUUUAUGGCAUUGCUGGUUGUAUAAAGUUCCUGGAGUCAUAUUACUUGGUCUUGGUGACAAAGCGGCGACAGAUUGGUUGCAUAUGUGGUCAUGCAAUAUACAGUAUUGAUGAGAGCCAAAUUAUAAGCAUUCCACAUUCUACAGUUCAGACUGAUAUUGCUCAUUCUAAAACUGAGCUGCGGUACAAGAAGCUAUUGUCCAGUGUUGAUUUGACCAAAGAUUUUUUCUAUAGUUACACAUAUCCAGUAAUGCACAGUUUGCAGCAUAAUGUAUUGUCAACUUGUGAAGAAGGUAUUCCAUAUGAAGACAUGUUUGUAUGGAAUGCUUUUCUAACACAGGCAAUUCGAUCAAGAUGCAACAAUACUAUGUGGACAAUCGCUCUGGUCCAUGGGCAUUUUAAGCAGAUCAGGUUGGCAAUUUUUGGAAGGGACUUCAGUGUUUCUCUUGUUUCUAGACGUUCCCGACACUUUGCUGGAACUCGGGAUGGACUGAAGGAGGAAGAACAACAACCCAGUUAUUUAAAGAGGGGAGUCAAUGAUCAUGGAAGAGUUGCAAAUGAUGUUGAAACUGAACAGAUUGUCCUUGAUGAGGAAGCUGGAUCCUGCAAAGGAAAAAUGAGUUCUGUUGUACAAAUGAGGGGUUCUAUUCCUCUUUUCUGGUCACAGGAAGCUUCAAGAUUCAGUCCAAAACCUGAUAUAAUCUUACAAAGAUAUGAUCCUACCUAUGAGGCAACAAAAUUGCAUUUUGAAGACCUGGAAAAGAGAUAUGGCAACCCAAUUAUUGUUCUCAAUCUGAUUAAGACUGUUGAGAAAAGGCCACGAGAAAUGAUGCUAAGGCGUGAGUUCGCAAAUGCGGUUGGAUAUCUAAACCAGAUUCUACCAGAGGAGAAUCAUCUUAGGUUUAUCCACUGGGACUUUCACAAGUUUUCAAAGAGCAAGUCUGCCAAUGUACUAGCAGUAUUGGGUGGCGUGGCCAGUGAAGCACUUGAUCUAACAGGGUUUUACUACAGUGGGAAGCCACAGGUUGUUAAACGUCGAGCUACCCAACUGAGCCGUACUAGCACUGCUAGGGAUUCUUCGUUCAGAGAUUUGAGAACUAAUUCGGGGGAUAUUUCAAGGAUUAGUAGCUCAAAUGAGGCCUUGACUUCUUUCCUCAAACAAGACCGAGAGAGAGAUAGCAAUCAACAUAUUAGGAAACAGAAUGAUGGUAAUGCAGCACCCCGGUUUCAAAGUGGAGUUUUGCGCACCAACUGCAUUGAUUGCUUGGACCGAACAAAUGUUGCUCAAUAUGCUUAUGGAUUAGCAGCUUUAGGUCGCCAGCUUCAUGCUAUGGGUUUGACAGAUAAGCCUAAAGUGGAUGCCGAUAGCAGCAUUGCUGCUGCUCUUAUGGAUAUGUACCAAAGCAUGGGUGAUGCCCUUGCCCAGCAGUAUGGUGGAUCUGCAGCUCAUAACACUGUGUUUCCUGAACGGCAGGGCAAGUGGAAGGCUACUACUCAGUCGAGGGAAUUUCUGAAGUCUAUUAAGAGAUACUACAGCAAUGCAUAUACAGAUGGGGAAAAGCAAGAUGCCAUAAAUUUAUUCUUGGGUUAUUUCCAGCCUCAGGAGGGAAAACCUGCACUAUGGGAGUUAGAUUCUGAUUACUAUCUUCAUGUAUCAGGAAUUGGAGAUGAUUUCAUCCCUGAAAAGAGUUCCCUGGUUGAAGCUGAGCUUGGAGCACAAGGCAAUUCUUUUGCCCCUAUUCCAGCUAGUAAAGAGGACUUUUCACGCAUAAAGUUGACAUCCCUUGAUAAAUUGAUUGAAAGAACUUGCAGUUCAAUUAAGAAUGUUCGGCUUUACAGUGAAACAGACCAGAAAACUGGAAGUUUUGGAGUGGCCCCUGAUGCAGCAGAAAUACAGCUCAAGAGCCCUAAUUGGCUUUUUGGACAGAGGAAAUAUUAUGAUACUAACUCAGGUGCAAAGGUUGGGUCAGAUGAGGUUAUAGACAGGGAUUCUCAUGAUAAAAAGCGAGUUGAUGCUUUAUCUGACCUCAGUUGGCUUUCCCCUACAAGUGAAAUUAAUGAUGAGGAUUUAUUCCAAAGAUAUCUUGCAAUGACGUCAGUAAAUGAGGCAAAUGGCUGGUACGGUGGCACAUUGCUUGGUGAUCAAGAUGAAAGCAGUGAAAUCUAUCAACAUUAUGCUGAACUUGUCCAGGGCCCUGCAAUGGAACCAUUUCAAGAUGACCUUGAGAAGGAGAAAUAUUACGCUGACAUCCUGCAGAGAGGCACAAUGGGAAUCAUGGAUGAUACAGCUGCUGAAGCUGAGAUGGAAGCGGCUUUCAAGGAGUAUGAACAAAUUGGUGCUGAUCUGGGGAUCAUCCCCAGUUCAUGCAAUGCUUUGGCCGUUGAUCCUAGUCUGGUGACACAAUGGAUCAUUGGGGAGCAGAGGAUGCACAGGAUAUGAUGGUACAGAGCUUUUUCUGUACGAUGCUUAGUUUUCUAUUCUGAAGUUUUUACUUAAAUUGGUGUUUAUUGAUGAUAGUGUGGAUGAGUGUUUAGUGUCUUUUUUUCUGGGGCGGAGGAGCCUGUUGUUUUUUUGGGCUGAGCUCCUCUUCUUUUUUUUUCCCCCCAUUUUCCUCCCGUGGUGGUCUGGUUUGGGGUUAUGGGUGGGGGGCCGUGCAAGAGAGGCUGUUGUUCUUGGGCUGAGAUACUCUUGGGGAGUUUUUUUAUUUUGUUGCGUAUAGUAAUCUUUUGCGUCUAAAAUCUGUAUGCCCUACAAUCUCUGUUGUAAGGUUUGCUGGUGAUUUUCGUUCUCAUGUAUCAAGCUGAUUGGCAUCAGUAUGAACAUUCUGUUCUUGCUUA